This is a messenger RNA of Periconia digitata, 1297 nucleotides long. The record is from the annotation of a GenBank genome assembly. Lineage: Eukaryota; Fungi; Ascomycota; Dothideomycetes; Pleosporales; Periconiaceae.
GAUGCUUGGAAUUCUCAGAGUCGGGUCCGAGAAGGACUCGGUGGAGUUUAUCGAGCACGCCAAAGGGGAGGCUGCAAGCCGAUUGGGGGGCUAUGUUUUCUCACAUUCCGCUUGUGAAAAUUGCAGAUUGAAAAAGCUACGUUGCAGUGGUCACAGAUCUGGUUGCGAUCGCUGCAGGAGCCAAUCCUUGAAAUGCUCCUAUCAGACAGCCGAUAGCAACAGCUCACGGCCUAAGUCCAAAUCUCAUUCUCAACCUAAUCUCUCUGAUAUCAGUGGUACAGCCGACACGGGAGACCUACCAAGCUCUCUCGACAAUAGUGCCACCGAUCAAGAGAUAGGCGGCUGGGGACUGUCCGACCUAGUUUCCACUACCUCUCAGUUCCCGCAAGACCUGAGUCAUGUGGGUCAGGAUGAUCAUUCAAACCUUGAUGACUUGCAACACGGCCUAGGAUUCGGUAGUGAGCUUGACUAUUCGGACAAUGAUCUCAAUGAUCUUUUCAACAGCAUUUCAUGUUUCCAGCCAGACAAUUCACAGACCGACGUUUCCAUGAUGGACGAUAUAGACGGCGUUACAAUAUCCCAGCCUGCGUCAGCGGGUGUUCACUCAUCAUUUAUGGAUUUUGAUCAUGCAAGCACCUCACCAUUAUCGCGCUCACGGCAAAAUUCUCAGGUCUCAUUGAAUGACGACUUUUUCGCACCGAGUAUCGGACGCGCCAGAUCAAGAACAGACACUGCAGAUUGCCAGUGUCGUAGAUCCAUUUUGCGCAUUCUUUCCGAGAUUGAGUCGAACAUUGUAUCGGCCAGUCCCAGCAACAUGUACGCCAUAUUAUCUUAUCAGCGUCGAACAACAGCAGCAAGCAACGACAUCUUGACAUCUCGCAUUUGCAACUGCCGAAUUAAAUGCUUCGGACUUCUUGAAAUCAUUGGGGAAAAGAUCACCAGCCUCGCGGAGGCGAUCAUCACAGCGUUCGUCUGCCGGGUCAAGGAACAAAACGACUCUGUGGAUUUUAGCGACCCCGACUCUCCAGAAAAGCGUCUUGAACACGACAGUCCAAUGCAGCUGGGAGAAUUCCAAGUCCAGACUCUCCAAGAACUUAAAGUCGUAUCAGCUGCAGUAAUCAAGUUGCAAUUGAAAUACUCGAUAACCUUCGUCUCUCGCACUCGUGAGCUAGCGAUAUCAAUAAAUCGUCUUGCGCAGGCUCAGAGCCUCAAAAAACUAGAAAACAGGUUGAAGGAGCUGCUUUUGAAGAUGCAACGGAUGACUUCAGAAGUGGAAUUGGAUUCUCGCGAUGCAUGA